Molecule: messenger RNA, 2497 nt
Organism: Penicillium samsonianum
Lineage: Eukaryota; Fungi; Ascomycota; Eurotiomycetes; Eurotiales; Aspergillaceae
Product: arrestin family protein
Exons: 5
Coding region: 111-1937 (608 amino acids)
Biological process (GO): ubiquitin-dependent endocytosis
Cellular component (GO): plasma membrane; cytoplasm; cytosol
Molecular function (GO): protein-macromolecule adaptor activity; ubiquitin protein ligase binding
Source: RefSeq, a predicted model, not a curated record
ACUUACCAGACUUGAUCUCAGUGCUCUUUACUCUUGACUCUUUUCUUUCCUCUUCAUAUUUUUAUUCCCCAACUUCGUUGACAUCUCCCAUUGCUGCGGCCAAAUUCCAAAUGGCUCUCAGCUUCUUUAGUGGCGGCGGGAGCGCCAGCAGCGCCAAGUACUUCGACAUUAGGUUGAAUGAUGAGUAUAUCGUGUUCCGCGGCGGUGAACAUGAGGCCGCCAGUGCGCAUCUGCGGGGCACUCUGGUCCUCUGUUUGUCCGAGCCGCUCACCAUUAAACACCUCCGACUCCAGCUUACAGGCAUGUCACGAGUUUGCUGGCACCUUCCCUCCAGUGCAGCCGCCGGUGGCCGUAAGUCAUGGCGUGAACGUGUGUUCUACGAGAAAACUUGGAGAUUCCGGGACCCGGGCAAAGGAAAAACCGAGAUCCUCCCUGCGGGCAACUACGAGUACCCCUUUGAUGUGGUGCUUGAGGGCUCCAUGCCCGAGAGUGUGGAAGGUCUUGCCGAGACAUGGGUGAUGUACCGCUUCAAGGCCGAGAUUGGCCGCAAGUACGUCAAGGACAUUGUUGCGCGCAAACCGCUCAGGAUCAUACGAACUCUGGAUCCCAGUGCUCUGGAACUAUCACAUGCAAUGUCUGUGGACAACAUCUGGCCCAACAAGAUUGAAUACUCCAUCAGUACUCCGACCAAAGCCAUCGUCUUCGGAACCGCCAUCCACGUCGAUUUCAAAUUGAUUCCCCUUCUCAAGGGUCUUCGGAUCGGUCAAAUUACGUCACAGUUGAUCGAAAGCCACGACCUUACCCUCAAUCCGGAAGACCCCGAUUCGAUUCGCAACACAUACAAGAUCACAAGGACGAUCUUGACCGACGAGCAUGAGUUGGACGAGGACAACGUUGAGAUCAUCGACGAAACGGCGGAGGGAUACCAAUGCACUCGUAUCUUAGACAUGCCGCAGACAUUGACCCGCUGUCUGCAGGAUACGGACACCAAGGGGAUCAAAGUCCGCCACAAGUUGAAGUUCCGUAUUCAGCUGCACAACCCCGACGGCCACAUCAGUGAGCUCCGCGCUACGCUUCCAGUUUCGAUCUUCAUCUCACCACACCUUGCCAUCGAUGACAACAACAACCUUCUUGGGCAAACCCCUCAAUCUACUCGGAUUGCCGUCGAUGAGUUCGCACACCAGGCGCCUCCCCUUUAUGGUGAGCACACCUUCGAUCAGCUGUAUAGCGAGCUGGAUCCCAGCGGCUAUCGCACGCCAGGCCCCGGCAGUGGUCCGGGCACGCCAUUCACUCCUCUCAGUCGCAACAUAUCUUCUGAGAACCUCGCCUCUAUGAACGCCCUGACCAACACCGAUAUCUCAGCUUCGGCACUGCAUCAUCGUCUCAUAAACCUUAACGCAAGUCCGCUCCACCAUCCCAUCAACACUGGUACAGUCACUCCUGGCGAGGGGCUGCAUGGAUCUCAAUCCCCAACAGACGCGCACCCCAUUCAUCGCCAAUUGGGUGUUCCUAAUGACUACUUCGGACCGGCUUCCGGAUCAAACUCACACAGCCAUGGCAGUCCAGAACUCUCCCGUCGGCCAUCCGACGAAGUGGAGCCCGAAGUCAUUACCUCUGGCAUGGCAACUCCCUUCCAUCCCCAGUACGACGAGGUGGAGACUCUCAGCCGUGUUCCUAGCUAUUCGACUGCAGUGCGCUGCGCCGUGCGUCCACGUGACUCCGGUCUCCCCGAUUACAACGCCGUGAUCGCUAGCAGCCUUCCCACGCUAUCAGUCCCGCAGUCCCCCCAGCAGGCUCAUAUCCGCAGCGGCCGUGCAAGCGGAGCUGCAACUCCCCUAGAGGUGCAGAAUCGUUCCGGCUACUUCAAUUCUCGCGGCACCAAUGCUGACGAUGAGGAACGCAGACUUAGACUUGUGCAAGCUCGCGCCAGAGUAUGAGAUGUGGUCAUGAUCCUUCGAUCCACGCAUGAUCCCCCGCCUUCAAUUUUCACCAAAAAGUUCUCCUUCGGUACCGGUGCUGGACACUGAGACCCCUUCGCGAACCGCCCUACCUCUUAACCCUUCUUCGGCACUUUUUCCCUCUCAUGUCUUUUUCCACGAACCAUCAUGGCCCGACUCCAGCAUUAACUACCCUUUUCGGGCCUCACUCUCAGGCAAUCUGGAACUUCUCACGCAGCAUCGUUCUGAAUUUUUCUACCGUCCACCAGCGGCAACUUCCCACCUCUUCUUAUUUCUCUUUGCCUUUCCUUCAAUCAUCUUUCUUUCCUCUGGCGUUCGAUUAUAGACGGGCAGGAAUAUUUUCAUAGAUGGUUACGGGUGUUUGAUUUUCCUUUUGCUUUUUUUUUACCUCACGAAUGGAAUCCGAUAUGAACGAGCUGCAUGACAUUGAAAUAUGCCCAUCAGCAGGAGCUACGCAUAUGAGCCUUUGACGCAUGUACUUAAUUAUUUUUUGUCGAUUUGACCAAACUCUGCAAUGCUCAACAGAUUUGACAUCUUCA